Molecule: messenger RNA, 1206 nt
Organism: Mesoplodon densirostris (Blainville's beaked whale)
Lineage: Eukaryota; Metazoa; Chordata; Mammalia; Artiodactyla; Ziphiidae
Product: myeloid cell nuclear differentiation antigen-like
Biological process (GO): activation of innate immune response; cellular response to interferon-beta
Cellular component (GO): AIM2 inflammasome complex
Molecular function (GO): double-stranded DNA binding
Source: RefSeq, a predicted model, not a curated record
AAAAAAAAACAAACUGAAGAACAGACUGGAACAAAAAGGAAUAAGGCAUCUCAGGAGCAGAUUCAGUCUCUGUACCCUUCAGUAACCAACACACCCACAACCGUGGGCCUUCCUCCACCUCCCCAGUAUUCUGCUGCAGCUCAAUCAAAUCAGGCCACUGUGGAGAGAGGAGAUACAGCUGCCAGGAGAAGUGUUCUGCAAAAGGGCCCAAUGACAGUGAUAGUACUGAAAGCAGCAGAGCCAUUUGAAUAUGAGUCACCAGAAGGGGGGGAAAACACAAUGUUUCAUGCUACAGUGAUUACUGCAAGUCAGUUUUUCCAAGUGAAGGUUUUUAAUACCAACCUUAAAGAGAAAUUCACAAAGCAGAAGGUCAUUACCAUAUCAGAUUACUUUGAAUGCAGAGGAAUCCUGGAGAUAAAAAAAAGCACAUCUGUGUCUGAAGUUGGUCUUGAUCAAAAGUGUGAAGUUCCAAACAGCAUUGUCAAAAGAGCAAAAGAAACUCCCAAGAUGGGUAGUCUUUGCAAGCAAGCUUCAGGAACACUUAUGUAUGGGUUGUUUGUGUUAUAUCAGAAAAAAGUAAAUAAGAAGAACAUAAUCUAUGAAAUACAGGAUAAUACAGGAAAGAUGGAUGUUGUGGGGAAUGGAAAAUGGCACAAUAUCAAGUGUGAGGAAGGAGACAAACUUUGACUUUUCUGCUUUCAACUGAGAACAAUUGACCAGAAGCUGAAACUCACAUGUGAAAAUCACAGCUUCAUCCAGUUGGGAACUGGAUGGAGAAACAUUAGUUUUCCAGAAAGGUCAUCGUUCUCCAAAAGUACUGGAUAUGGUCUCUUUAUUGCAGAAGUGAGCCACUUGGGGGUAGUUGAUCUGUGCACUAUGAGCCAUACAGGGUGGGGCACACAGAGCCUCAUCAACAUUAGGGUCUACAUUCUGAAUGUGAUUUCCAUAGGACAAGGCCCUAACCAGGGCCAGCCUAAGAAAGCAGAACAGAGGAAUCAUAUAUUAUAUGACCUAAAUGACAACACAGGAAGGAUGGAAGUAUUGGUGUUUGGAAAAGAGAAAAUCCAGUGUAAAGAAGGGGAUAAACUUCAACUUACUUUCUUCAAGUUGUCAAAAGCUGGAGAAAAACUACAGCUGAAAUCUGGAGUUCAUAGUGUCAUUAAGGUGAGAACUUCACGGAGGAAAGUCAACUCUCCAAAAGGAUAA